AUGGCCCAGGAAUAUGAGGACGUCGACGGCAGCGAGGAGAAAGACGACUUGGGUUUUCGUGAUGCGCCCGCAUUAACCCGCAAGCAUACCCGCAUCCUAGAUGCAUGCAGGCGGAGAGACAUCGACGAUCUUCAGGCCUUAGCCAUAUCGAGGGGUGGAUUCCUCACCGACACCAUCCGUUGCCAAGCAUGGCCAAUAUUGCUGGGCGUUCACACCUACCAACGUGGGGAGCAGGAGGAAAGCUCCGAUUCGUGGAGAAAGCUAGAACAGCAUCGAGACGAAGGCCAGGUCAAGCUAGAUGUUGACCGGAGCUUCGUCUACUACCCAAACGAUGAUACCCAGACACAACUCGACAAGAAGAAAUCACAGCUCUCAGACCUUAUCACCGAGGUCCUCCGACGGCACCCAUACCUCUGCUACUUCCAAGGCUACCACGACAUAUGUCAAGUCUUUCUACUGGUUCUCCCGCCAACCACGCGGGCCGCAGCCGUUGCCCGCCUAUCCGCCCUACGCAUUAGGGACUUCAUGCUACCAAGCCUGAACCCGUCUGUUGCGCAACUAAGGCUGAUUCCAGACAUCCUUCGGGCAGCUGACCCAGCGCUGUGUGCUCAUGUGUCACGAACAGAACCCUUUUUCGCGUUGUCAGAUACGUUGACUAUGUUCGCGCACAAUGUGCGACGGUACAGCGAUAUUGCACGCCUGUUUGAUGCCCUACUAGCUCGCGAGCAGGCUUUUACGCUUUAUGUCUUCGCGCAGAUCGUCCUGCGCCGUCGGGACGAGCUUUUCCAGCAGGACGAGCCUGAUAUGCUACACUUUACCCUUUCAAAGCUACCCGAUGACCUAGAUCUCGACGCCGUUAUUGCCGAUGCCGCCACUCUAUUUGAUAACCACCCCCCAGAAUCUCUACGUGGGUGGCACUCCGUCUCAAGUGCCAGCACUUUAAAGACUACACGUGAUGUAAGUGUAUGUGCUACGCAAACCCUGGAAGACGGACAUAAGUACUUUGAGAAACAGUGCCGCGAGCUCCAAUGGGCGCAGCGGCAGGAAGAACUACUCCGGGCCGCAUGGGCCAACAGAACCUUGAUCUUAGCCGUAGUCAUCGGCGCCGGCGCCGUGUACUUCCGGAAAGCACCUAUAUGGUCAAGUCUCACCUCGUGGUCGAUCCCGAGCCAUUAUUUCUAG
Molecule: messenger RNA, 1182 nt
Organism: Daldinia childiae
Lineage: Eukaryota; Fungi; Ascomycota; Sordariomycetes; Xylariales; Hypoxylaceae
Product: GTPase-activating protein gyp10
Exons: 3
Coding region: 1-1182 (393 amino acids)
Biological process (GO): endoplasmic reticulum to Golgi vesicle-mediated transport; positive regulation of GTPase activity
Cellular component (GO): endoplasmic reticulum membrane
Molecular function (GO): GTPase activator activity
Source: RefSeq, a predicted model, not a curated record